CGGCGGGACGCAGUCGGCACUAUGAGUUGCAUGAUGAUGCCGAGAGUGCAACCAGGAUCCCCGCACAAGGCCCGCGGCCAGAUACAGGUCAUCUUUGGACCCAUGUUCUCUGGAAAAAGCACUGAACUGAUGCGCCGAGUCCGUCGAUUUCAAAUUGCACAGUAUAAAUGUCUACUAAUCAAGUAUGCGAAAGACACACGCUAUUGUGUCAAUGGAGUCUCCACACAUGACAGAAACACCAUGGAGGCCAUGUCAGCUUGUUGUCUCAAAGAUGUCCAGCAGGAGGCUCUGAAUUCCACUGUGAUUGGCAUUGAUGAAGGCCAGUUUUUUCCAGAUAUAGUUGAAUUUUGUGAGACAAUGGCCAAUGCAGGAAAGACUGUCAUUGUGGCAGCCCUUGAUGGAACAUUUCAGAGGAGGGCUUUUGGGAACAUCUUGCAACUAGUCCCCUUAGCAGAAAGUGUGGUGAAACUUAACGCGGUUUGUAUGGAGUGUUUUCAUGAAGCCUCUUACACUAAAAGGCUGGGAACAGAGAAAGAGGUGGAAGUAAUAGGAGGGGCAGACAAAUAUCACUCAGUCUGCCGGGUCUGCUAUUUCAAAAACCGACAACACUUGGUAUCCGAAAACAAAGAGAACCUACUGGGUGGGAAUAAACCCCUGGAUAUUAAUGCCUCCAGGAAAGUCUUGGCUACCCGUCAGAUCAUGCAGUGGAAUCCAUCCAGUUGAACAAAGGAAGCAAGAGAUCUGAUUCCCAGGUGGAUUUAGAGAGACAUUUUUUCUGUCCUUCCUUCUAGCUUUGUAUGGUUAAACUGAUGCCCGUCCAAAACAUCAGAGAGAGUUGUUUUUAUGAGAAGCAACAAGGCUUGAAGACAUUAUAACAUGCUAUGAAUAAGGGUGUUCUAUAUUGAGAACUGCACUGGUUUCUUAGUCUCUAGAGGGAAGAUUUUGUAAUGUCAUUAGUGGCAUUUCCUCUUGCACAAAACUUCCCCAAACGGUUUAAUUCAGAGUUUUAACGGCCAUAAUAGCUAAAUUUACUAACAGCAAGUUGCACUAUGAAACUGGAACAUUAUUUUUCUGAAUCCAUCAAAUUGGGGCUCGAGGGCAGGGGAAUUCUGACUCUAUAUUCAAUAGGUAAUUCAUUGACAAUGAAACAGGCUGUUGGGUUGUAAAGACUGAAUAGAUUAACUGAACAAAAUGUAUUUUUAUUUGGUGCUGUGUAUAUCUGCCUAUAAGUAAAGGUCUGGACUUACAAAGAAAAAGGCCCUUUCUCCAGCCCUUAUAAUCAAGAUAAUAAAGGUUCUUUAAUUGCU
This is a messenger RNA of Protobothrops mucrosquamatus (brown spotted pit viper), 1307 nucleotides long. RefSeq names its product thymidine kinase 1 (gene TK1). Gene Ontology annotation, biological process: thymidine metabolic process. Lineage: Eukaryota; Metazoa; Chordata; Lepidosauria; Squamata; Viperidae. The coding region runs from base 22 to 723 and encodes 233 amino acids. The record is from RefSeq and is a predicted model, not a curated record. The transcript has 7 exons. Gene Ontology annotation, molecular function: thymidine kinase activity; ATP binding.